UGUAGCCCGGCGGACCGAGCUCCCGGCUCGGGCAGACCCCAGCCACAGGGCAGCCAUGAGCCUGGUCCUCUGCGAGUGCCUGCCCAGCCCCAGCCUGGAGGCGGAGCCCUGCUCACGAGCACGCUCCCAGGCCCGCGUGUACCUGGAGCAGAUUCAGAACCGGGUGGCUGUGGGGGCACCUGACAUGACCAAGCGUGACUACCUGGUGGACGCGGCCACACAGAUCCGGCUGGCCCUGGAGCGCGACGUUAGUGAGGACUAUGAGGCGGCCUUCAAUCACUACCAGAAUGGCGUGGACAUGCUGCUCCGUGGCGUACAUGUCGACCCCAACAAGGAGCGAUGUGAGGCUGUCAAGCUGAAAAUUACCAAGUACCUGCGGCGGGCAGAGGAGAUCUUCAACUGCCACCUGCAGCGGACGCUGAGCAGCGGAGCCAGCCCUGGCACGGGUUUCAGCAGCCUGAGGCUCCGGCCCAUCCGCACGCUGAGCUCUGCCCUGGAGCAGCUGAGGGGCUGCCGAGUGGUCGGGGUCCUUGAGAAGGUGCAGCUGGUCCAGGACCCAGCAAGUGGAGGGACCUUCGUGGUGAAGAGCCUCCCCAGGUGCCACAUGGUGAGUCGGGAGCGGCUGACCAUCAUCCCACACGGAGUCCCCUACAUGGCCAAGCUGCUGCGGUACUUCGUGAGCGAGGACUCCAUCUUCCUUCACCUGGAGCACGUGCAAGGAGGCACUCUCUGGUCCCACCUGCUCUCCCAGGCGCACCCCGGGCAUUCGGGGCUCAGGUCGGGCUCCACCCAGGAGAGGAUGAAGGUUCAGCUCAACUCCCACCUCAGCCUCCUGACCCCAGCGCGGCUCCCCCGGGGCCACACCCCCAGGCAGGACAGAAUCUCCCUGGAGCCUCCUCGGACUUCUCAGAGCCUUCCCCCAGCCAAGGAGGCCCCAUCCAUCAGAACCCAGAGAGAGGCUGAAGACGAAUCCACAGCCAGGACUAGCACUUCCUGCUCCUUGGACCUUCCGAAGGCCCCAAGUGGCCACCUGCACCUUCAAGCCAGGAGGGUGGGCCAGAGCUCGAACCCUAGGCCCCCUCAGGGGCUCCCUUGGGUUCGUGAGGGGGCCGACCGGGUGCUGGGGGGCUGCGGCCGAGGCAGGGGUCAGAGCCGCCUGUCAAUGCCAGUGGAUGGGGCCAGCCAGGGGUGUGGCAGGGCCGCCUGGACCGUGAGGGAGGAGCAGGUGAAGCAGUGGGCGGCGGAGAUGCUGGUGGCUCUGGAGGCACUGCACGAGCAGGGGGUGCUGUGCCGGGACCUCAACCCCCGGAACCUGCUCCUGGACCAGGCAGGUCACAUCCGGCUUACAUAUUUUGGCCAGUGGUCAGAAGUGGAGCCCCAGUGCUGCAGGGAGGCUGCGGACAACCUGUACAGUGCCCCAGAGGUGGGUGGGAUUUCGGAGCUGACAGAAGCCUGUGACUGGUGGAGCUUUGGGUCUCUACUGUAUGAACUGCUGACAGGAACGGCACUGUCCCAGAGCCACCCCUCAGGAAUCCAGGCCCACACCCAGCUCCAGCUACCCGAGUGGCUCAGUCGCCCAGCAGCCUCCCUGCUGACUGAGCUGCUGCAGUUCGAUCCCACCCUGCGCCUGGGCGCUGGAGGCAGUGGUGUCAGCAAGCUCAAGUCCCACCCCUUUUUCAGUGCUAUUCAGUGGAGCAAACUGGUGGGGUAAGAGGGGCUCAAUGGGUGAUGGAAGCAGCUGG
This is a messenger RNA of Propithecus coquereli (Coquerel's sifaka), 1742 nucleotides long. RefSeq names its product ribosomal protein S6 kinase-like 1 (gene RPS6KL1). Gene Ontology annotation, biological process: protein phosphorylation. Gene Ontology annotation, molecular function: ATP binding; protein kinase activity. The transcript has 11 exons. NCBI's taxonomy places the organism in Eukaryota, Metazoa, Chordata, Mammalia, Primates, Indriidae. The record is from RefSeq and is a predicted model, not a curated record. Bases 56 to 1711 code for a protein of 551 amino acids.